This is a messenger RNA of Cheilinus undulatus (humphead wrasse), 2005 nucleotides long. RefSeq names its product early growth response protein 4-like. The transcript has 2 exons. The coding region runs from base 92 to 1363 and encodes 423 amino acids. NCBI's taxonomy places the organism in Eukaryota, Metazoa, Chordata, Actinopteri, Labriformes, Labridae. Gene Ontology annotation, biological process: regulation of transcription by RNA polymerase II. The record is from RefSeq and is a predicted model, not a curated record. Gene Ontology annotation, molecular function: RNA polymerase II cis-regulatory region sequence-specific DNA binding; DNA-binding transcription factor activity, RNA polymerase II-specific.
UAACGGGACUAAGAGUCGCAGCUCGCGGAUUAAUACCGGGAUCUCUCUCUCCUGUCUGGUUUUUUUUUUUUAACACAUCAGCACAACCGAGAUGCUUCUGGAGCGCGAGGACAGCUUCAUGUCGGAGUUUGAGGACGCGUGCAGCGCCUGGGUGGACAGUGUGGGCUCGAGCCCCAGCGACGGAACCGAAUCUGACGUGGGGUCACCUUUCAGCCAAGUGUUCUCUCCGGGAGCGGACGCCUCUGACUCAGAUUUCUUCUCCGACUUCAGCGACUGCUCCUCGGACACGCUCUCUCCCUCCCUGGGCUACACCGGCAGCUUCUUCGCCGAACCGGAGCCGGCUCCAGCAGCACCAGCAGCAGCAGCGGCGGGGCUGAGCAGCACAGCGGACGCCAUCCUCAACAUGAUCACAGAGAUCGUGGGGAUCUGCACUGAGAUGGAGCAGCAGGGAGACGCCAGCUCUUCGCCCGCUGCUGCAGCCUCCCUCUACGCCCCAUCUCCCUGUCUGACUCCCAGCUCUGACAUCGGCGUCCCCGCCGGGGCCACGGACCAGCUGCUGCCCCCCGCCGCUCAGCCCGUGGUGGUGAAGAGCGAGUUUGUGAGCUCCAGCUGCAGCAGCGGGUGCGGGCAGCCCUCUGUGGCCGGCGGUGAUGCUCUGUUCGCGGGCAGCGCGGACGCUCUCCUCCCGCUGGAGGUCUCCGACUUCAUCGACUCUCUGCUGAGCGCCGAGGCCGGGCAGGGCGAGCUGGGGGCCGGCUGUGAGGUGAAGCAGGAGCCGCUGGGUCUGGAGGACUGGUUGAAGAGUUUGUCUGCUGCUCCCGUUACCGGGGGAGAUUCCAGUGACGUCACCAGCAGACCGACAGUGAAGACGGAGCUCGUGCAGAACUUCUCCCCCUCCCCUCUCCCCUCUACCCUGGACGCUCAGCUCCUCUCCUCCCUCCUGCAGGGCGCGUUCCCGAUAGUCAACAUCGGCAGCGUGCACGCGCCUGGAGCCCCCAAACUGUCACGAGGGGGCCGGAGAGCCUCCAAGACCGGGCUGAAGGUGAAGCCGUUCCCGUGCUCGGUGCAAGGGUGCGAGCGCCGCUUCUCGCGCUCCGACGAGCUCAACAGGCACGUGCGCAUCCACACGGGGCAGAAGCCCUUCACCUGCACCAUCUGCGCGCGCAGCUUCAGCCGCAGCGACCACCUGACCACGCACACGCGCACGCACACCGGAGAGAAGCCCUUCUCCUGCGACGUGUGCGGGAAAAGGUUCGCGCGCAGCGACGAGAGGAAGAGGCACGGGCGCGUGCACGUCAAGCAGCAGCUCCGCGCGCAGAUGAUGGCCGCGUACUCCCUGGCCCUGAACGCGCCCGGGGUUUGAACAGGAAGUGACGCGGCAGCGAGGCUGCUGUGGAAUCAACUUAAAGCUUCAGGAUUUGAACCGUCGACCCGGAAGCGUCACGGCGACGUUUUCCACGUGACGUCACAGUGGAAGCUGAAGCAGGUGUUUACAGGUGUUCAGAGGACUCUGUCACGGCGCAUGCGUGUGUCUGAGUCCACCUGGAGGAUUGUGGGAGGAGUGUUGAGCACCCUGGGGUCCUCCUCACCUGUGCAGGUGUGUGACGAGGACUGAGUCUGCAGGAGGAUGUAAAUUAUCUCUGGUCUGUCUGCAUGAGGACGUGACAGUGAACAGUGAAUGUCGACGUCAGAAUGUGGUGUUUCUAGAUAUUUUUAUGUCAGACUUUCUAUUCAAUGUUUGUAAAAUAUUCUAUUUUUCUAUCCUCUACCUCUGUGUGGCGCUGUUUGACCUUUGUAAGACCGCCGUUAACGUGCAAUGAUGUCACUUUUCUAGGACUGACUCUGAAUGAUCUUUAUAUUUUCAUUCUGAUGUUUCAUGUGGUUACGAAGCACAGGGAGAGCUGCACUGAUGCAUUGUGGGAUACGCAGUUUAAACACAGCAGCUCAGUGUCUGUGCAGGUUGAUGUUCCUCGAUGUGCAUGAGGCUGCUGACAAAAUAAACCAA